Aethina tumida (small hive beetle) is the source of this 4632-nucleotide messenger RNA. RefSeq names its product B-cell lymphoma/leukemia 11A (gene Cph). NCBI's taxonomy places the organism in Eukaryota, Metazoa, Arthropoda, Insecta, Coleoptera, Nitidulidae. The transcript is spliced from 3 exons. Gene Ontology annotation, molecular function: RNA polymerase II cis-regulatory region sequence-specific DNA binding; DNA-binding transcription factor activity. The record is from RefSeq and is a predicted model, not a curated record. Gene Ontology annotation, biological process: regulation of transcription by RNA polymerase II. The coding region runs from base 392 to 2896 and encodes 834 amino acids. Gene Ontology annotation, cellular component: nucleus.
CGAAGAAGAGCGAUCCAAGUCGAAGGGCUACGAAUGUAGCGGCCCGCUUCAUAUGACCGCCCGCUACGAUAUCACAAGCGCGUGGCCUGCUACAUGGUCAACAUCUGUGGUCCAGGGAGUCUUUGGACAACAACACGCACACCACGAACUGUCAGGACUUAGCUGCGUCGAUUGCUGCGAUGGCUUCAGUGAUGUGCUGAGAGGACAACAAGUGUUUGUGAAUACCACUGACAUUUGACAAUGUUUACUGUUUACUAUUAGUUAUCAACAUUGUUGUCAGUGAAUAGUGUAUAUUAUUGUGUUUUAAUUUAUUCGAGGACAUAACACCAAGUGGACAUGGACUAGCAGUACAUUUUUUUGGUGACUCCAAGAGACAAUAAUUUCAGCCAAAAUGAGAAUUAAAAUGCCAGCAGUUCGCAUCGCUCAAGCUGAUUCUGAUGGUUCAGACACGGACUCUCAUCAGGAUAUACUUACAUGCGGUGUGUGCCAAAAACAUUUCGCCCUAUCGGAUAUAGUGCGUUUCAUCCAACACAAAAUUCAAACUUGCAAUAAAGAAAACUUUGGGCAAUGUUUCCAAAAUUCAGACCGAGAACGUGAUAACGAUGACAGUGCUUUGCCAUUGUCGACGAUUAAUAGUAGAAGACCAAGCAUUUCUGCCCCAAUUUCCGGAAAAAAGAACUUGGGAAAUCGAGUGCACACACCACCACCUGCAUCUCCCCGAUUACCGGCACCUGGAGAUCUUUGUGUUGAUGGAGCUGCAUCUUCGACACCAAAGAGACGAGCCAGCAGUCCUCUCACAAGUUCAAGUCUUGAGGAAGACAUAAAGCCAACCAUUAAACAGGAGCGGAUUGACGCGUCCAUGUCACCCGAUGAGAGCAGUGGUUGUAAAAAAUCAAGAACGGAAGUUGCAGAUGCAGAGUCCAACACAACGCACAGUGAACCCAGCAACUAUGUGUGUUCCACCUGUAAAGCCAGACUGCACUCUGCUUGGAGGCUGGUACAACAUGUGCAACAUUCCCAUGGAAUGAAAAUAUACGUAGAAAGCUCACCGACCAGUAGUAAGAACGGAAAUAACAACAACCACAGUUCCUCGAGUACAAGCAGUAGUACAUCAGGAUGUUCCUCUGGCGGCGUACCUUCGGCACCCACGCCAAACAUGAGACAUCAUCUUUUACCACCCCCCGAUUUACACAAUCCAUUUGGAGUUGGCGGUUUGCUCAGAUUGCCAAUACCGCCACUAAACCAUGGCAGUAUUCCGCCAACACCGUUAUUUUCACGACCCGAACACCACUAUCGAAUCGAUCAAUUAGUAUCCGAACAGUUCCGCAACCACGGUUUAAACUUGGCAGCUGCUGCCGCUUCACUGGCAGCAGGUGGUGUACCUCCUCCACACACAAACUUUCCGUCACCCGCGGAAAGAAGUAGUAGUAUCCCUUCAAGGGAAAGAAGUACUCCAAUUAUGAACCAAUCCAAUAUAAACAUGGAACCACAGUUGGAUUUUUACUCGCAGCGGCUAAGGCAGUUGGCUGGUACAACUAGCCCCGGGGUGGCCGCUCAGGUCAGUUCUCCUAGUCCCCGGAAACUUUCUCCCCCCUUUUCCCCUCAACUUACCACAACCACCACAACAACAAAUAAUACUAGCUCUAGUAGUACAGCUAGUAAUAACAAUAACAACAAUAAUAAUAACAGCACUGGUAGCAGUCGGCCACCUAGUGUGUCACCACAAAACAACAAAGACGAACAACAGUUGAUUAAUAUAAAUACUCCAAGAUCAGCAUCAACUCCCCCAGGGAAGCCAGGCAGUCCGAGAAAUGCUACUUCACAAGACGCCAUUCACAAUUGCGAAUAUUGUGGUAAAAAGUUCCGUUACUUGAACAACCUUGAAGUUCAUAAAAAGACUCAUACUGGAGAAUUGCCGUACAAAUGUACCGUUUGUGAUCACGCAUGCUCCCAAAGUUCUAAACUAAAACGGCACAUGAAAAUUCAUCGAACACCCGAAGAUCGUACUAGUAACGCUGGAUCAGUUGAAACAAUCGAUGGAGACGAAAGCGAAGAUGAAGACAUGGAAGAUGAAGAGGAGGAGGAAGAGGAAGAAAUGGAUGCCGAAGAAGAGGAAGCUGAGGAUUUGAGUGUGCCAGCAUCGAAAAGUUCUACCAAUCCAUCCGCUUCUCUGGUGGGCGAACUCAUGGAUAAGUUUGGUCUUAGCAAUAUUGCCCAAUACAGUGAGGCGUAUAAACAGGCUCUGCAAGAAUCGAAUUCCGCGUUAAAAUUCCAAUUAGGCAGCAAGGAUCGAGACAAUAACAACACAACAAUAAAUAAUCAAUUAAAAAUGAGGGAGGACUACGCCAAAGGUUUACUACCAGUACCCACACCACAGCCUCUGCCGCUAUUUCCUCCCUUCAACGAUAGUUUUGAUCCUGCGAAGCGACUGAAACUGGAGAUGGAUCGUGGAGACUGGUGGUUGCCCGGGUUGCCCAGAGAAUCGAAAGGAAUUCCCGGGCCAAGCGCCCUCCUGCCCAACCCUUUAUUGAAGAAGGAUUCCAAAAGAAACGAUACAUGUGAAUAUUGUGGCAAAGUCUUCAAAAAUUGCUCUAACUUAACAGUGCACCGUCGAUCACACACUGGUGAAAAACCUUACAAGUGCGAAUUAUGUUCCUACGCAUGCGCGCAGAGUUCCAAACUCACACGACACAUGAAAACACACGGGAGAGUUGGAAAAGACGUUUACCGGUGUAGGUUUUGUGAAAUGCCGUUCUCUGUUCCGUCUACUUUAGAGAAGCACAUGCGUAAAUGUGUUGUGAAUCAAGGCAAGGGACACAUGUUGGGGGCAAUGUCGACGAUGCUAUCCGCUGACGAAGAUUCUUCCGCCAGUAUAACGUCGAAAGAAGCAACAUGAUUUUUUCCAUGGGGUAAUUUAAGAUUACCCCCGCCGCCCUCAAGUCUUACGUACUAACUAGUCCAUAAACUAUAGGAAAUAUGUGUUAACUUUGAAUGGUUUCAAAUAGUGACACUUGUCACGGUCAGUUUAAUUAUUCGAAUUUUGUUAAAAAAAUAACGUUGGCCUGUACAAAUAUGUGUAUUACUUGGUGACUGUUACAAGCCUAAAACAAGUUAAGUGAAAUUAAUCGUUCGUGUUUUCUUAUUUCUUUUAAUUUGUUUUCACAAUUGCUCGUAACUAUCACUUACUUAUAUGCUAAAUUAUCAAAGCAGUUUUUUAAUGUUAUUUUGCCUCCUGCUUAUUUAUUUGUAUUAAAGAUUUUUAUUUAUUUAAAAUAUUGUUUAUUACUUAUUUAAAUCUGUGUUAUAAUUAGUACAUAAGUUCAUAAUGUUUAAAUAGAAAAAUGAUAAAACGUACCGUGUUUUAAUUUUUGGCAUAAGUCUGAUGUGGUUACCAUUAUUAGUGACAUCGUGCAUUUUAAGAAAAUUGUUUAGUUUGUAAAGCACUGUAUAUAACCAAUUGUACAAAUUUGAUCGCCAAUCUUACGUGAAAUAACAACAAAUAUUGGACUAGAUCAUGUUGUUUACUGUAACCGAUACCAAAGCAUUUAGUUAUUUUAAUUAUUAUUAAGUUUAUUGCUGUAUAUUUGUAAAUUAGGUACUAGAUUUGUUGUUUGAGACUGACAGGUUUAAAGUUUUUUGGGUCUGAGGUUACAAACAAAGGCUUAGAAAAUCUUUAAAAUAUUGUACAUUCCUAUCAUAUCAUUUUUUGGCCAGUACUGCUAAACUGUAAAUAUAAUUAUCGACGUAUACUAUAAUACAGGCCCUGCCUAUUAAACGAAAAUUGUCAAUAUUGUCGUGCCAAUUGUUGUUUAUUAGAAAUAUAUGUUCAUUCCAAAUAAAAAUUUCAAUAAAUGCAUAUUAUGCAAUUUAUUGUUUAUGUACGUUUAUAAUGAACUAUUAUCUGGUAAAUAACAUUCUGGUAUUAUAUGUUCCAGUUUAAAAUACCUACAUGUUUUUCAAAAUUAAUCGGUGUUAGUAAAGUCCCUGUAACACAGGGUGAUCAUAUAGAGUUAAUGCAGGGGCAAAGAAAUUUUCCUAAAAAAAAAGUAUGUGUCUAAUCACUAAAAUUUAGUGGUAAACGAAAAAAUUAGAUGGUUUUGUAUGCAAUAUUAGUGAUAUAAAAAUAUAAUAAGGACCAGGGUCUAAUGUCGUAGAAACACAUUCAUAAUAGGUGAAACACCGUGUUAUUAUGGAUUUCAUCGCGUAAAAACGAUUAUAUGUGUACAUAGAUAGUUAGAAGAUUUGUUUAAAUUAGUGUUUCAUAAAAGUGGUUUACAAUUUUUUGACUAAAAUAAAUGUUGAAAUCCAGUAUUAAACAUGGUAAGACACCUUGUUUGGUGAAUUCAGUAAAUUUGUUUUUAUUUUAGAAGUUAUUUAUUUGAUUUUUGUUGAACGUAACCUUUUUAAAGUAUCAACAAAAUACUGAUUCCAUCAUCGCGAAAUAAAUGUAACAGUAAUUAUUAAUGUUAAUAUGUUAUUUCGAAUAUUUUUAUUUAUUUUAAAUAUGGCUGUAGUACUAAAUACAUGUACGAUUAAUUCGUAUGUAUUGAAAAUCUACUUAAAUAUAACUGUGUUCCUAUGCUGAACUUAAUAUUUCAGUGUGUAUUAAAUAAAAUCUAUUACAAAUCAAAA